AUGCAAUGCAAUGCAGCUGGCUACUGCGACGACUACGGCGACACGGGACAACUUACUGUACGAGCCCGAAAUGGCGGCCAGACGACGCUACCGUGUCCGCUAGAGGCGAACCAGCCAUCAUCAAAACCAGCCAGCCUGGAAGUCCCUCCCGCAGUGUCCGAAUUGCGCUGGACCAGGCUCGAGGACCCACCCUCCCGACGCACCGUGUACGUGGUGGACGGCGCCGAGGCCGGUGUAUGGCAGGGCGAACACGUGGUGCGCCCAGACUGGCAGAGCCGCUCCUACUUCUCCAUCCACAGCGACCCAGCGCUCCUCAAGAUUGGCCGAGUGGCGCUCGCCGACAGCGGCACCUUCGUCUGCACGGUCACGUUCAAUGACGGGCGCCGCGCCAACCGAACAGUGCACCUGAGAAUGAGCAUUCUGGAGGCUUCGAAUCGGGCUGAAACGUACAGCAUCAAGAUACCCGGACCACCAGCCGACGUCGACGAUGAGCCCCCGACUGCCCCUGUGAUCCGAGACGGGAGUGGCGUUGUACUUCACAGUGUCACCGCACCUUAUGACGAAGGCGUCAGCAUGCAUAUCGUAUGCGAGGUGCGCGGAGGUGAGCCUCAGCCGAAACUUGUCUGGUCCGGGAGUGGUUACCAACGCCUGCAGGCGAAAGAGCAGAGCAUUCGCGUAGGCAACGUCACACGAAGCACUCUUUCCAUAGAAUCGUUAGGCAGGGAGAUUCUUCUGGGCACCUUUGUUUGCAGCGUGCAAGAAAUGCCAGAACCCACGAACAGUUCUUUCGUCAUUGACAUGAAUCUGCGACCACUGUCGGUGAGGCUGUGGAGCGUGCAGAACACCUCGCGGGCCGGGCUUCCGGCGGAGUUCCAUUGCCGCGCCCUCGGGUCCCGGCCGGCGGCUCAGCUGAGCUGGUGGCUGGACGGCGUCCGCGCCGAGCCUUUCUUUCACGAGGACUCGGACAGCGGCAACGACAGCUUCAGCGUUCUCCUGCUCACGCCCACGGCUGACGACGACGGCCGGACCGUGCGUUGUGUGGCCGCCAACCCGCGGUGGCCGCAUGAUGUCCUCGAGGCGACUUGGAUGAUCGACGUGCUAUUCGUUCCCAAGGUGACGCUGCGGUUGGGUCGUGGCCUGACGGAGCCGGUGAUCCAGGAAGAACGUGACGUGUACCUGGAGUGCGCAACUUCGGCUAACCCCGCCGUGGACGUGUUCCGGUGGUUCCACAACGGAGUUCUUUUGGAACCCAGAGGCAACGCCACGGCUGAGGUGUCCUCCGGGCAGCAGCGGCAGUCUUCUCCCCUGGUGACCGGACCGUAUCUCAUCAUGCGUCGCGUGCGACCUUUCCAAGAGGGACCCUACGAAUGCGAGGCCUCUAAUCCACUGGCCAGUGUGCGUAGCAACACCGUUCACCUCACCGUCCAUUACUCGCCGCGCUGCGAGCGAAUUUGGUCCACGACGCUGGAUGGCGGCAACGAGACCCUGGUUCACUGCCGCGUCCGGGCGCAACCCGCUGACCAGCUGAGCUUCACGUGGAGCGUCCAGGACGCCUUGGGCGAGCAUUCCGUGGCGCAGCGCGGUGCUGUGACGUCUACGAAUGGCUCCUUGAGCGUGCUCAGGAUGCCUCAGCAGCGUUCUUUCGCGUCGUCGUCCCCUGAUGGCGCAGACGCGACGCUUUACUGCCGAGCCCGCAACACCGUCGGCCUGCAGAGCAGUCCCUGCGUCCUGGCCGUCGACAUGGUGGAGAAGCCCAGCCAACUUCGAGAUUGCAGCGUGAGCAACCAGUCGGACGAGCGGCUUCUCGUCUCGUGCAGGCAGCCAGAACAGCGCCGACUGGGGCAGAAAUUUGUGCUCGAGGUUCACAGUUCCGCACCGGCGCAACAGUCGCCGCUGCCGAAGCCAGCCCCCUCGAACCUGUCCAGCGAGCGACCCGUGUUCUGGAUCCCGAGCUUGGAGCCCGGCGCUGCCUGCCGGCUCGUGUUGUACGCUGUGAGCGCCGGCGGCACCAGGGGACCCGAGGUUCGGCUGUCGCUUCACGCCGACCCAUACACGGCGCCGCUGGCCUCCGCAGGUGCGCGUGAUUGA
This is a messenger RNA of Rhipicephalus microplus (southern cattle tick), 2088 nucleotides long. Its product is annotated as synaptogenesis protein syg-2. The record is from RefSeq and is a predicted model, not a curated record. Lineage: Eukaryota; Metazoa; Arthropoda; Arachnida; Ixodida; Ixodidae.